AAUCGCUUAUUCCAGCGAACCAUGGGCAUGGGGGUAGGAGACCUACCUUAAUUUUGAGGCUAUAUAUAGGGUUGAAUCUGUCGAAAACUGGUCUUUAGAUAUAGUUCACAUCAUGUAUGCACACAGCAGAUACUUCGCCCCAGCGGUGGUUGUAAUACUUACCUUAUUCGUACUAGACACGGAUCAAACUUUAUUUUCUAAGAAAAAAGUUCAAGUGUCUGCACCCGUUGAUCCAAAUGGCCAAUACACUGUACAAGUUCCACAAAAAGAGCAUUGGUGGCAAGUGAAUUAUGUUCCAGAGCAACAAAGUGAGACAGCUGGAACGAGUCAUGUUUCUGUCGCCUUGCCGUUGGCUAAUUUACACCACAAAUUACAAUCAAUUAUUGAAGCUCACCACUCAGAUAUAAAAUGGGUACCAUGUUUAUGUCCGGUAAAAAAAACCGAAAAAUUCGGCGGAUUAUUCCAUCAUUCUCCAGCACCUCCAGUACCUCAAGAACAAUCUAUUCCAAUCAACAAUGCACCGCGGUAUAUUGUGGCUAAUUAUCCGAUUGAACCGUAAUAAUUUAACACUUAUUUAUUUUGCAACAUAGAAUUUACAUUUUAGUAAAUUCGUUUCACAUUGGAAUCCACGCAUUUGGCAUUUAUAUAUUUUCUUUUAUAUAGAUAAAACUGGUUUAUAUGAUAGGAAUUAUCAGUAUUAUUUUUUCUACCAAAAUUAAAAAUUGCUUUUAACUUUUCAAUUUAAAGAGUUGUACAAAUACUUAAACAUUAAAUAUUAGUUUAGGAGUAUAACUAAAAAACAAAAUUAGUUAACUGAAGGAAAAUUAUUUCGAAUGAUUUUGUUAAGUAUUAAUUUUAUUUAUUAAUCUUAUAAUUUAUUAUUUAUUUAUUUAUUAUAUAUUGUUCUUAGAUGUUUUAAUGCAUAAAAGUUUCUUAUUGAAAUAAUUAUACGUCUCUAUGUCUUUGAAAA
Daktulosphaira vitifoliae (grape phylloxera) is the source of this 970-nucleotide messenger RNA. RefSeq lists its product as uncharacterized. The record is from RefSeq and is a predicted model, not a curated record. The coding region runs from base 113 to 559 and encodes 148 amino acids. The transcript has 4 exons. Lineage: Eukaryota; Metazoa; Arthropoda; Insecta; Hemiptera; Phylloxeridae.